GUAAAUUGUGCUUGUCAGAGCCCUCAGUCGUAUGUAGCGAGAAGCGAGGACUCUAACCAAUAGAGUGAAGGAGGCUUGGCUAACCUUAGCCUCCCAUUUUCUCUCUCCCCCCUCGAUGCAGGGUUCUGACCAGUCAGUCGCCUUUGAUUAUCAGUUGCCAGCAGCCCCUCUCUUGGCUCCUUGACACGAGCACCAUAUAAGGCGCAGCGAUCUCCAUAGAAACGUGUCAGUUUCAAUAGUAGUGUCAAAGUUCACUAUAUACAGACAUUCGCGCAGAUCUCCGUUUCGGAAACAUUGCUCCGCUUGUACUCCCGUUAAAACGCAUUCUUUUUUGGGUCUCUGCUUCUUACAUAUUCCAUUAGUUGUUGUUUUUUUCUUUUUUUUAUCAUUGCUCUGUUCCUACUGGAGAGGUGAAACUACAUAGGCACUCGGGCGACGUUUUUUCUUUUUUUCUUUUGCUGGACCAGAUGAGCUUUAUUCAUGAACAUAGAUAGAGAAAUCCGUUCUUCAGUGUUUCCUCCUCUCCAGCCGCGAAGACGGAGAGAGGAGCAAGGAAGAAAAAAGAGGGGAAUUUAUUUUGCACAGCACUUUGGAUCUCCGGUCCACCAGAAAGCUAUUAUUUUUGCUUCAACGUGAAGAUUUUUAUUGCGGUAUUUUUUAGGAAAACCGAUUUUUUUAUUACGUCUGGGAUCGCUUUCUCUCUUCACGAUUGGGCUCCCGAAUGGCUGACUGCAAUUUACCUUGGAACUGGCCUCCCGACAAUUGCAUAUCCUGAUCGGGUGCCUUUCUAUCGACUCCGGUAUUUUGAAUGUAUUGAUCGUUUUCUGCUUCUACUUUUUUUCCUAUGAGAUUGAGUGCUCCGGUCUGAAUUCGCGCUGCCGUUCGUCCAAGACUUCCCUUUUCCCUGCUCCGAUAUCCGAGCGACCAGUUCGCUUGAAAGCACUUUUCGGGCCCGAGAUAUGGCAAUGGUAGUUAGCGUCUGGCGAGAUCCGCAGGAAGACGUGGCCGGAGGACCUCCGAGCGGCCCCAAUCCAGCAGCUCAGCCGGCGAGGGAGCAACAGCAGGCGGCGUCAGCAGCACCACACACUCCGCAGACCCCCAGUCAGCCAGGACCCCCGUCCACACCAGGGACGGCUGGCGACAAGGGCAGCCAGAAUUCUGGACAGAGUCAGCAGCAUAUAGAAUGUGUUGUUUGCGGGGACAAAUCGAGCGGCAAGCACUAUGGUCAAUUCACCUGCGAAGGAUGCAAAAGUUUCUUCAAGAGGAGUGUCCGAAGGAACUUAACAUAUACAUGUCGUGCCAACAGGAACUGUCCUAUUGACCAACACCAUCGUAAUCAGUGCCAAUAUUGUCGGCUGAAGAAAUGUUUAAAAGUGGGAAUGCGGCGGGAAGCGGUUCAGCGAGGAAGAAUGCCUCCAACCCAACCGAACCCGGGCCAGUACGCGCUAACGAACGGGGAUCCUCUGAACGGUCAUUGCUAUCUCUCCGGAUACAUCUCGUUACUACUUCGAGCCGAGCCUUAUCCUACGUCUCGCUAUGGCAGCCAGUGCAUGCAGCCCAAUAAUAUUAUGGGGAUCGAGAACAUCUGUGAGCUUGCAGCUCGCCUGCUCUUCAGUGCUGUGGAAUGGGCGAGGAACAUCCCUUUCUUUCCCGACCUGCAGAUCACUGACCAGGUGUCCCUGCUCAGACUGACAUGGAGCGAGUUAUUUGUGCUAAACGCGGCUCAAUGCUCCAUGCCCCUACAUGUGGCCCCACUGCUCGCCGCCGCCGGCCUGCACGCCUCGCCUAUGUCGGCGGACCGCGUCGUGGCCUUCAUGGAUCACAUUCGUAUCUUCCAGGAGCAGGUCGAGAAGCUCAAAGCACUUCACGUCGAUUCUGCAGAAUACAGCUGCAUUAAGGCAAUAGUGCUCUUCACGUCAGGUGAGUGUGUGAGACGAGGCCUACUCACAGACAUAAGGGGCAAUGCAUACGGGGUGGAUCAGCUUCGGCAUUGACGCUAUAGCUCACUAGUGGGUCUCGAGCUGACUUUGUACUGUAAAAUCUCUUA
Molecule: messenger RNA, 2047 nt
Organism: Sinocyclocheilus grahami
Lineage: Eukaryota; Metazoa; Chordata; Actinopteri; Cypriniformes; Cyprinidae
Gene: nr2f1a
Product: nuclear receptor subfamily 2, group F, member 1a
Exons: 2
Coding region: 960-1994 (344 amino acids)
Biological process (GO): regulation of DNA-templated transcription
Molecular function (GO): sequence-specific DNA binding; DNA-binding transcription factor activity; zinc ion binding
Source: RefSeq, a predicted model, not a curated record